AUGUCAACUUCAUUGAACUCAUUCCUCGAAUAAAACAACGUAUUCUUACAAGCAGAAACAAAAUUCAACGACCUUCUUAAUAGCUUUGAUGCAUAAGGUCAACCAGGCGAUAUUAUUGCAUUUGUCGCUUCUUCCUUCAUUUAAACAGUUGCCUCAACAGCUGGAUCAAUCUUCGAGCUUGUCUUCAGAUCUCAAGCUGUUGGUGGAGCUAUCCUUGGCCUUGCAUACAGUGCUUACACAAUGACUAAAGCACUCAACCCAGAUUUGAUUGACAUGGAAAAUGCUAUUACCCAGUCAUUCGAUUCAAUCUCAAGCAGAGUUUACAAUGAAAUCGUUUGGAUUCUUACCCCAUUCAUUUACUAUACACUCUAUAAUUCACUAUUCUUGACUGGUGCACAAGCUUAAUCAUACAUUGGAUCAACCACUCAACUUAUGAGAUCUCUUCCACUCCAAGGCCUCCUCUGUGUUUUCUACUACUAUUUCUACAAGUCCACCAAGAACUUUGGAAGUCUCGGUUAGUAGGUUGAUAACAUCAUUUUAACCCUUAUGUUCACCGGCGUACCUCUCGGAAGUCUCUACGGUUACUUAAAGUUCCUCUAAUGA
Stylonychia lemnae is the source of this 603-nucleotide messenger RNA. The record is from the annotation of a GenBank genome assembly. Lineage: Eukaryota; Ciliophora; Spirotrichea; Sporadotrichida; Oxytrichidae.